CUUCCCUGAAGAGGUCCUGGGACUGGCGUUUCCUGCCUGCAGAGCACAGCAGCAGCUUCACAGAGCACAGCUCCCGUUUGCUGUUACCCACAUGGAAUUGGGGUGAAACCGUGCUCCCUAAUUUUAUCCAUCUGAUAACAUUUGGGAAACAGGACACAGGUGGUCAAAAUGAAAGCUCUCAUCUUUGCAGCUGCUGGAGCCAUGCUUCUGUCACCCACAUUCUGUCAAAGCGGUAUGGAAAAUGAUGCAGAUGACUUGGCAGAGCCAACAUUAUCUAUUAGGACCUUCCGUGGAGCUCCCACAAGUUUUUUUGAAGAGAUCCCCCUUUCUGCUAUAGACGGCUGGACAGGAAGCACAACUGUAAAGAUAAAGUGCCCUGAAGAAAGUGUUUCGAAUCUCCAUGUGGAUAAUGCUACGAUGGGGUAUCUGAGCAGCUCCCUAAGUACCAAACUGAUACCUGCCGUCUACAUCCUGGUGUUUGCAGUGGGCGUGCCGGCCAACGCUGUGACCUUGUGGAUGCUCUUCUUCAGGACCAGAUCCAUCUGUACGACCAUCUUCUAUAUCAACCUGGCCACCGCAGACUUCCUUUUCUGUGCCACGCUGCCCUUUAAAAUAGCUUACCAUCUCAACGGAAACAACUGGGUCUUUGGAGAGGUCAUGUGCCGGGCCACCACAGUCAUCUUUUAUGGCAACAUGUACUGCUCCAUUCUGAUCCUCGCCUGCAUCAGCAUCAGCCGCUACCUAGCCAUUGUCCAUCCUUUUACUUACCGGGGGCUGCCCAGGCGCACCUAUGCCUUGAUCACAUGUGGACUGGUGUGGGCAACAGUGUUCUUGUACAUGCUGCCAUUUUUCAUUCUGAAGCAAGAGUAUUAUCUUGUCCACAGGGACAUCACCACCUGCCAUGAUGUCCACAACGCAUGCGAGUCUUCAUCACUCUUCCAACUCUACUACUUCAUCUCCUUGGCAUUCUUUGGAUUCUUAAUUCCAUUUGUGGUCAUUAUCUACUGCUACACAGUCAUCAUUCGGACGCUUAAUGCAUAUGAUCAUAGGUGGCUGUGGUAUGUUAAGACGAGUCUCCUCAUUCUUGUGAUUUUUACCAUUUGCUUUGCUCCCAGCAAUAUUAUACUUAUUAUUCACCAUGCCAACUACUACUACAACACCGACAGCUUAUACUUUAUCUAUCUCAUAGCUUUGUGCCUUGGUAGUCUGAAUAGUUGCUUAGAUCCAUUCCUUUAUUUUCUCAUGUCAAAAAUCACAGAUAACUCCACAGCUUAUCUUACAAUAGUGAAAUCAUCUUAGAGAACAAUGGAAGCUAUCUGUGAAAACAUACAUGCUUGGGACCACAUGUGCGUAAGUGCAAGGAGCUCCAUUCUCUAGCUCCCUUUUGAAGCUCCUAAGAGAUAGUGCUUCAAAAACAACACUAUCAGUAUUUUAAGAACAUCAAUGUAGGAGAAAAGAUAUCACCACUCUCUUCAUGGCAGUGGAUACAUUUACCUGACUGGUACUUUAAGCUCUUUAUAGCUCUAUCUUCCCUCCUUCUAUGAGCUUUCUACUCUAGAUGAAUUGAAGGAGAAUGGGACAAGGGAAAUGAUACAGCAUGGAGAGAAGCUAAUAUCUCAGUUUUUGGUACCUGGUGUCAUUUUUUAUUCCUCUGCCUUCUUCCACUUGCAUGCUGGGGGCCGCCUCAUUAGCUGAUUCUACCUUUGUAAUAUCUCUUACUAGGAUCCAUUAGUCCCAUCUUUGCCUUCCAACCAUUCUCUUCCUGUCCAGCCUAUCCUCCACUUCACCAGGCCACUGCCAGAUUUUUCUUCCUCAAAUAUCAGUUUGAAUACCUCACUCAACCCUCCCCCCACCCCAAGCUCACUGCAGCAUUAUUUAUGACCAACAAGCUAUGAAAGCAACCCAAGUACCCCUCAAUAGAUGAGCAGAUAAAAAAACUGUGAUACAUAUAUACAAUGGAGUAUUACUUGGCCAUAUAAAAUAAUGAAAUCAUACCAUUUGGGCCAGCAUGGACCUAGAGGGUAUUAUGCUCAGAGAAAUAAGCCAGAGAAAGACAAAUACCAUAUGAUUUCACUUGUAUGUGGAAUCUAAAGAACAAAAUAAGCAAACGAACAGAAUUGAAAUGGACUCAUAGACACACAGAGAGAAUUGGUGGUUGCCAGAGCAAGGGGGCAUUGGGACACAGGAAGAAAGAGGUGAAGGGACUAAGAACCACAAGUUGGUAGUUAUAGAAUGGUCACAGGGAUGUAAACUACAGCAUAGGAAAUAUAGACAAUAAUAUUGCAAUAACUAUGUAUGGUGCCAGUUGGGGUACUUGGAAAGAUCAUGGGGAGCACUACAUAAAAUAUGAUUGUCUAACCAACACACACACACACACACACACACACACACACACACACACACACACACCAAACAGCUCGAAAACCUCCAUGGACUCUCCACUGUUUUAGAAUAAAUGAUUAAUCUUUAGUUUGGCAUUCAGGGCUAACUUUCUAAUUUUACUUCCCAGUAAACCUUGCCUGUGAUGUAGACAUUAGCCAAGCUUCUUGCUUUGCUGUGAUGUGAUUUCUCCUCUUUUUGCCUUUGUCUCUAACUGGAAAGCUAUUUCUAACAUAUUUGCCUUAAUUUGUUCCAUCUGUUAAAGCCCCCAAAGGACCAUUCUUCCCUGAUUCUCAAGCUAGAAGUUCAUUUUUCUAAUCUGAACUUUCAAAGCAUUUUAUUGUAUUUUUAUUAUAGUACUUGCAUAUAGUUCAUUUAUAUACAAAUAUUAGUUCCAUAAACACUUAAGCACCAUGUAUAGGAGAGAAGGGGCUUGUUCUGUCCCUUCUUUGUGCUUUUUAUGGCAACCCCAGGCUCAAGUUUUUUCAGGGUCUGUGGGGCCCAGCUCCUACUUUACUAGUACAUUGUCAUGUGGCUGAAUGAAAGAAUAAAAUCCCAAAGCAUUUAGUAGCAUGAAAGUCCAUUAAAUUCCAACAGAGAAAGCAAGGUAUUCUGUAUGACAAGGGGCAACACCAUUUUUAGUUGGACAUAUAAAAAAAAAUCAGGAAGCUAAGCUAUGAAUAUACUCAAAGUCAUAUAGAAGUUUAAAAUGCCUCCAUUACUUUUGUGGCUUAAAUAUAGAUGCCCAGCAUCUUCCUGUAGGUAAAGGGAUUAGACAGGAGGUAGGAUAUCAGUAGUUAAGGGCAUGAAAUAUUGCUGACAUGAGUUUUCAAGUCUGUAAGAAUAUGCAUUGACCAAUAUACUUGUAGUGACCAUCAAAACAAUAAAAAAUUUAAAAUGCA
Molecule: messenger RNA, 3281 nt
Organism: Myotis daubentonii (Daubenton's bat)
Lineage: Eukaryota; Metazoa; Chordata; Mammalia; Chiroptera; Vespertilionidae
Gene: F2RL2
Product: coagulation factor II thrombin receptor like 2
Biological process (GO): positive regulation of Rho protein signal transduction; phospholipase C-activating G protein-coupled receptor signaling pathway; thrombin-activated receptor signaling pathway
Cellular component (GO): plasma membrane
Molecular function (GO): thrombin-activated receptor activity
Source: RefSeq, a predicted model, not a curated record